AAAAAAAAAUCACGGAAGAGACUUUAGCAGUUGUACGAGUUUGGCAAGUUACGUGGACUCGAAGCAGGAGUCGUUGCAGCAGCACAAGGAGAAGAAAAAGGGCGACAAAAGUCACUUUUUUUUGCGCACAUUUCCACGCUUCCGACGCUUUACGGGUCGCAGGACACUGGAGCCUAUCCCAGCUGACUUCGGGCGAAAGGCGGACUACACCCUGAACUGGUCGCCAAUCAGUCGCAGGGCACAUAUAGACACGGACAACCAUUCGCACUCACAUUCACAACGUCACUGAGUGGGAACUGAACCCACGCUGCCUGCACCAAAGUCAGAGAGGGGAGUCAUGGAGGAAGCCAUUCAGACGGUGGUCAAGGUCUUCCUGAAGUCCGGUAAAGGGAAGGAGAGUUUGGGACCCAAAGACUUCCAGAACCUGGUCAAGAGCCAACUCUGCAACAUUCUGUCGGACACGGACAGCAAGGAGGCGGUGCAGAACAUGGGCAAGGGCCUGGACGCCAACAAGGAUGGCAAGGUGGGCUUUGAGGAGUACAUGAACCUGGUGGGCUACCUGGCCCAGUCCGUCAGCGAGCAGCGUUGCCGCGCCAACGACGCCCAACCCGCCCAGAAUGCCCAGAACACCGCCGCAGAGAACGCCACCCCGGAGAAUGCCGCCCCCAAGGCCGAAACCCAGGAAGUCAAUCUGGAAGCCAACGCAGAUGGAAAAAUGGAGGGGAAAGUGGAAGUCAAGAAUGAGGUGGAGGAGAAGAAGGAUGAGAAGGAAGAGGAGGUGGAGAAGCCUGCUGACGUGACCUCGCCGAGCGUGAAGUUGACCUCACCGAGCGUGGAGGUGACCUCACUGAGCGUGGAGGUGACCUCACCGAGCGUGGAGGUGGAGGUUGAGGAGGAGAUCACCGUGGCUAAGGAGACGGAAAAGAUGGUUGAGGACGCGGCAGAGAAGAUGGCCGGCGCGGCAGACGUGGAGGCCGAGAAGAAGCCUGAGGAAUCUGCCACCUCGUAGGGGACAAUAUUUACAUCCAUCCCUCAUCACACUAAUAAUAAUAAUAUGAAUAAUAAUAAUUACCCUACAUCAACACUGAGAGCCACUACAUUGGCUAAAGGCCUAAAUUUAUGGGUGGGAAAAUUAUCACUAGCUAGCUUCCCAUCUAUAAACUCCACGUAGUUAGCUACCUAGCGAGCUGAAUAGAUAUCUUAAUAGCUUUUUCUAGAUUUAGAUUUAGCUAUCAUCUACAAGUAGCUACCUAGCAAGCUACCAAUUUUACUAGCUUUCUGUCUAUGUGAAUUACAAAAUGCUACCCUAUCUACAGAUCGAAAGUUGGUAAGAUAGUUAGUUUACUUGCUAGUUAGCUAACUACAACUAAAACAGUGCAUAGUCCUAAAGUUAUGACAUACAUAUGACCACUAGUGCUCUGUUAACUUCAUUUAGCUCUAUCAAGCUAUCAUCCCUAGGUAGGUAACUACCUACCAGGCUAACUAGUUAUCAACUCUUUGUCAAUUUUAAGUUUCUAGCCUGAAUAUCAUGCACAUUUCUAAUAUGAAUCUAGUAUUAUGAUAUCAACAAGUAGCUAUCCUACUGUCUCACUCCCUUGAUCUAGAGCAUUCUAUCUGGCGAUCCAUAUAUCUCUAGCGAACUAGCUACCACUCAGACCAGUUAGCUAGAGAUAUCGUCUUUAUGUACCUAGCUACCAUGUUAAUUAGCUAGCUAGCUAGUGAGCUCAACAGCAUUCUAUCGCUGUGAAUUUUGAUUCCAACUACUAGAAUCUUGAAAUUCACCAUGGUAGAAUGCCAGUGAGCUACCUAUAGGGUCGCUAGUUACCUACCUACCACUAAAAUAGCGGUGACAGGGAUAAAGUCCCAUGUUUAUGGCAGAAAUAUGACCAGAAUCAGAUUUAUGACUAUGAAUCCUGAGCCUUUGUGGUGUAAAAUGCACUAAAAUAACACCGUGUUGUACAACCACUAGACUAAAGCAGCCUAGCUAAACAACAUACCACUGCUAGCAUGUGCAUGCCACUAAUAGAGCAUAUUUACCUCGUAUCAUGUGAAAAUAUGGCGCCCUUUACUCCCCCUCUGCUUUAAAGGGAAUAGUUAUCUUAGCAUAUACCCUGACCUAUAGAAUGCAUCCACUUGUACUGUUUCUUGAUGUUUUUGACUUUAAUUCCUUUAAUGCAAAUUAAUUUUCCCACUUUUACGUGACUCACAAAUGCUUUUUGGUGCUGAUUUUGGCCCGACAAUAAACAAAUUGUGUUGCCGCUAACCAAACACUGCUUCCCUCCUCAUUUGCUCCGCCUCCUUCCCCUUCUUCAUCUUCUUUUUAUAUCCUCACUACACCUGGAAGCGACAUUAAACCCACCGCAGCCACAAUUAGACAUGGAGAUCAGGUGUGCCGCUAAAUAAUUAAGAAUCGAGGAGGGAAUCCAAAACGAGGCUCGCCGGUUACAAGGCGGUGCGAGGUUGGGCUCGGGGUGGAAAUAGUCCCGAGUGGAAAGAGAGUGAGUGUGAAUCCUCCCAGAUUGGGAUUGAAGAAUAAUUUUCACGCUGCGUUCAGGGAAGAUAGGAAACAAGGGAGGACAAUAAAGAAACGAGACUACAGCAAGCCAUGUUCUAGGCUGAAUUGGCUAAAUGAUUGUUUGGGGGUGUUUGGAGGCCAAAAUAAUCCAGAGUGGAAAGAAAGUGAGGGAAAAUCUGAGAUUGCAACCCUGGCGUAAUUGUUCAUGCCGCGUUCAUAGAAACUGGAAGGUUUGAAAAUCUAAUUUGAAGUUGAAAAUGGCAAACAAUGAAAACCAGCGAUUGGAAAACUCAGCUUUAUUUCAAAAAACGAUUUAACUUGUGUUUCUGCCGAGUUGAGAAGUUUCCCAGUUUUGUUAAAUGCAGCAGUGAAUGUAACCACAGACCUUUUGUAAAAUGUGCACAAUUUCGCUGUAGGAUUUGUUUUAAAAACAAUCCUACUGCCUGUGGUGUUUUUGUGUUUGUGGCCCUCAUUUAAGACCCUGUUUGACCUGCCAUCGGAUCUCCACCCUGACCGGAUUAGACAACACACACACAAUUUCCUGAAAGCCAUCCCUUCCAUCUUGUUUGUCUAGCACAAUGAGCCUUUGACCCCAAAAAAAAAAAAACAACACCCAAUAUCAUGAUUCUGUGAUGCGUUUGUAAAGCUUCCCGUCCUCUGCCAAUUUGUUACUUAUGAUUUAAUGCUUUGUAAAUUCUCACGUCGUCAAUAAUGCAGGCCUGAGGAAAAAGCGCUCGUGUUGCACUUAAUGUAGGCCUUAACAUGACUACCAGUAACACAACCACUAUGACGUGCACAAUGCAAAGUGCUUGGCAAAUAAAAGUCAUGUGCUCCCGGCACUCCCAUUGUAAAUAUUACACACUCUGCUCAGCCUUUAUACACCCUUUUUUUUUUUUUUUUAUACAGUGACUAACAUAUCAGGCAUUUGGGGCUUCUGUUUAUAUAUAUAUAUAUAUAUAUAUAUACACAUAUAUAUUACUCUAAAUACAGUGAACCCCUGUUUAUUGCUAAGGAUACAGUCCAGACCCACCCGCCAAAGGUGAAAAUCUGCAAUAUGUAGAAACAAAACCAAACACUUUUCUUACCCCUCCCAUAUGCUUUAAACACAGCUAACAUAUUUUGAAAGUAUUCCUUAGUGCUUGCCAUCACUCUCUCGCAGCCCCCCAAAAUAUCUAUCAAUCUAUCUAUAUAUAUAUAUAUAUAUAUAUAUAUAUAUAUAUAUAUAUAUAUAUAUAUGAGACUGGGUAUAACAUCACUUUGAGGAAAUGAAAAGAAGACGUGUAGUUCUCCUAGCUUCAAUAUUAUAUAUAAUAAUAUGAUAUUUUUCAUUCCUAGUGGAAGUUUGUAAAAAACUGACAAACGUUUGUAGAAACUGACAAAAUAAUCUAACGAAAGUCUGUUAGCAUAAUGCUAACACAUAAUGUAAAAUGCCUUGGACAGGCUAAAGGACAUGAGCACAAUUAGAAAACUUCAAACAACAGACAUGGAAAACAGAACAUACAGCAAUACUCCCAGGCAUUUGUCCUCUCUGAUCUGUGGGAAAUAUGAUUGUUACUGCAGUUUGGUAGGGGACCUUCUCUGCCUCCUUUUCUUGCUGUUAAUUACACUUCAUGUCUUUCAGUAGACCCCAGUGUUGAUACUACACUGAAGGCACGUAACUCAAUUUGGACAAAAAAUCUGCGAUAUAGCGGGGGUUCACUGUACUUCUCUUUUCACGGUACUUCCUGUAACUAUUAGCAACAUAUCAGUCUUAAGCUUCCUGUGUACAUAAGGCAUGAAUGUGUGUGUUAUCGUUGCGGUCUUUACAGGCUUUAAAUGUGAUCUUUGGUCCAUUGUGGUGGGAAAAAAAGGGAAAACUGGAUCGGUGUAUUGAUAGUGAACCUUAUACCUCAGCCGGGAAACAUCUCAUUUAGUCUUUUGUAAAUUGCUUAUUCGUGAGCCGCGCCCAAAAGCGCUAACUCCGUGCAGAUGCCGAAAAACACGCCGGAGAGGAAAAAAGCAUCAGGGAGUGUUAGCAAACAUGUCCCCACUCAAGAUGGGAAUGAAGAUCAGAAAGAGCCAUAGAGAGAUACUGUGCAGUCCUGUAAUGUGUGCCAGCCACCAAAUGCCAGAGUGUAUGUGUCUGUGUGUGUGUGUGUGUGUGUGUGUGUGUGUGUGCGUGCGCGCGUGUGUGUGUUUUAUGCAUCUCAGUCUACUGUCCCGUGCAUCACUAUGUAAGCAAUCCGUCAAUUCAUACGAUGUAAAAGCUGUAUCCUUUUAACGCUUGUGUUAUCGUUGAAUCAUGAAUAAUAAAACUGUGACAACCUA
Molecule: messenger RNA, 4822 nt
Organism: Phyllopteryx taeniolatus (common seadragon)
Lineage: Eukaryota; Metazoa; Chordata; Actinopteri; Syngnathiformes; Syngnathidae
Gene: s100u
Product: S100 calcium binding protein U
Exons: 4
Coding region: 338-1009 (223 amino acids)
Cellular component (GO): perinuclear region of cytoplasm
Molecular function (GO): calcium ion binding
Source: RefSeq, a predicted model, not a curated record